UCUAGAAAAUACUUUUAUUUUCUUGUAUUGUAAGACUGUAAUUUUUGGAGUUUUGGUCUUUUAAAAGACAGGUACAAUACUAUUUGAUCAAGCAAAUAAUGAUAGUUAAAAAUUUGAAAUUAUAAUUGUUUGAUUAUAAAUAAUUCAUGAAAUAUCUCUAAAAUUUCAAAACUAAUGUACUAGGCAUUUUCAAGAACUGCCAGCUAACGAGAAGAUAACUUUACAACAAUUUAAGUCGCGGAGUAUGGGUUUGCGUGUGUGUUGGGUGAGUGUGCGUGUGUAUCUGUGUGAACUAAUAAAUAUUACCCAAACGAGAAGUUGCAUUUACAACACUCACAAAAAACGCAGCCAACAAAACGAUUUGUGUGUAUAUAUUUAUAAAGCUUAUAUCUGCUCGAUUGAUCUUAAAACAUAAUCUACAGCUGUUGCUUCAUCACACGCACACACUCAUCCACUCACUCUUAACCAGAAAAUCAUAACUCAACAAUGCGAUUUUGAAAUGCACACAUGCAGAGAUAAAGCUACAAUUUUGACAGUUUUACAGAAAAGCCAAAUGCUUAAAACGAAAAUAUCUGUGCUGAUAUUUCAGCUAUAAGACACUGUUAGAAAACGAGCAAAAUGCAAAAGGUUGAGCCUAGAACAUUUGUAAGGGGUCUGCGCCGUGUGCAGACCACGCCCAUUUGGGCGUAGAUGGAACCCGCCGGCGGGUUAGAAACGAAAGUAAAUGGCAAAUUCUUAGGAGUGCACGCAAAAAUCAACUUUAAGCCGAAGUGCAGGAAGUGGAGGCAUGGAGAUCGAGUGGAAUAAAAUUAAAUUACAACCAUAAUAUUAUCAAUGUAAAAUCGUAUGUAAAAAAAAGGCAGAAAUCCAUAAAAAAAAUUGACAACAAAAAAUAAACAAAAAAAAUACAGAAAGUACGAAAUAAAUACAUUUACAUAGAUGUUGCAAAAAUCAAGCGAAUCGAAGCUCCUCCCAUGGAUUCCCGUAGCCCUCUCUGUAGAUUUGCGUAUCCUGUCAGUGAUCUAGCACUUUCGGAUCAGCGACCCCAUGUUUCUGGACGCCAUCUUCUUUAUACCCACACUAUUUACUUACCUGCUUAUCGGACUGCUCAUCGUCAUCCUGUGCUUCGUGGUGGUCUAUAUAAGCCACAAGAUUUAUGUCUCCGUCUACGACAACCUGCCUCUGGCCGCUUUGCCCGGCAGCUCACGUCAACAGCUCCUGGGUCUGCGUCACUCCAAUCAUGCGAUGACCAUACGGGAAUACCUGGACACCUCGCUCCGCAGUCCGCGCUCCAAUCAGCCGAGCUUACGGUCCGUUUGGAUUCAGAACAGGUCCCAGAUCUUGGAGACCUCUUCGGUCCUGCGUAUAGUGCUCUCCCUGGAGCCCUGUUAUCUGGUCAGCGCCGAGUUUGAUGUGAGCUCCAGCCGGAAGGCCAUCAGUUUCCUGUGCAACUGCCGGGACCAGCCCGUGUGUGCUGCCGCAGAACAAAGGCCUUCUGGGUCCUUACACAUAGUGCGGUUCUAUGACCACCUCUCCAAGAUCCCGCGCCUCAAAGUCAUGCUCAAGUGCAACCAAAGGAGGCCGGAGCCGAGGCCGGAUAGUCGGACACAGUUAACCCUGGACGACGUGAUCCAGGAGGCCAGAGAUAACCAGGAUGCCCGGUGCACGGAUAACGCCGCCGCCUGUCGACCUGGUUCCUCACGCCGGAACUCCCGGAUACCGGAUUAACGGGAUGGGAGGGUGUGGCCCUUGGAUAGGGGCCAUACGUCGUCUGUUCUAGGCUGCUUUUGCGGAAUAACUUGUUUUAUUAAAUUGUAUACAAAGAUCAAUGAGCUGGAGGCUACAGGGUCGACGGGUGGUUCAGUGGGUCGGGCACUGAGCUCACGCUAGUUUAUGAUAAUCGCGUGACAACGAAGGUGAAAGCCAGUGGAACAGGGGCGCACACAUGUGUGGUCAAGUGGGGCUGUAGGUGUUACUUUUCCGGGCAGUGUUAAUUUUAAUUUUUUAUUUUAGGGUUAAAAUAUUUACUAGCCACUCACUCCAGGUAAUUUAAAUUUUCAGCCUAUUUUUCCUAUUAAUGAAUUCAAUAACAAAUUUAAUUUUCCAUUCGUUCUGCAUUCACCGAAUUACGCGUUUAAUGACUUAUUUAAGAAAACACAUUUUUCGAAUUUUUUUAAUGCUGAACAAAUCGAAAGUUUACAGCUCGUUAGUUAGUUAGUUAAUUUGCCAUACAUUGUUACGUUACAUUAUAAUGAGUGAUGUUUAAUAAAAUAAGUGGAUUGGGGAUACUGGAUGAGGGGAUACCUUAAUGCUAGCCAAAGUUUGAUUUCGAAUUUUAGUUAAAAAACGUAAUUAAUUUUCCCUACUCCCAUGGCACGCAAACUAAACUUGUGGGGUCCGCGUUUUUUGGGGCUUAUCAUUGUGACAGUGGAAUUUCUUAUCAGUAUUUAAAAAGCUCUCCAGACCGAGCCGAGCCUGGCUAUCAAGAGUUAAUUGCCAAAAUCACUAGUCCCCAACCCGAUCUCGCCGCCUCCACGAAUCCAGAGACCCCAUGCAUUUGUUUGACGCCAUUUCAUUCUUUAUUGACGCGGCCAAUUAAGAAUACAGCGUUGUUGAUUUGAUUGCGAGACGAAUAUGAAUGCGACUGGAAUUCCUCCCUGAGUUAUAAAUAAAAGUUGCCAGAUGUAAAGAGCGGCUCUCAGUCGAAAGAAACUCCAAAAA
This is a messenger RNA of Drosophila yakuba, 2721 nucleotides long. RefSeq lists its product as uncharacterized. The transcript is spliced from 2 exons. Lineage: Eukaryota; Metazoa; Arthropoda; Insecta; Diptera; Drosophilidae. The record is from RefSeq and is a predicted model, not a curated record. Bases 1048 to 1728 code for a protein of 226 amino acids.